Messenger RNA from Cercospora beticola, 999 nucleotides. RefSeq names its product cyclin family protein. NCBI's taxonomy places the organism in Eukaryota, Fungi, Ascomycota, Dothideomycetes, Mycosphaerellales, Mycosphaerellaceae. The record is from RefSeq and is a predicted model, not a curated record.
AUGCCGGCUAUCACUCGAAGAGGAAGGGCGUCCAAAGUUGUGAAGAAUGUGGCUCCGGCAGCAAGACGACAAAACCCUGCCCAGGAUCGCCACACAUCCCGCAAGCCAUUUGCAUCAACACGCGGACAGCGAGGCAGAGCUCGCGGCCGCGGUAGCCACAGGCCAACUCCCGCUCGAAACGUCGAAAGCGUAGACAAACAAGUGAAUGCCUCCGAACAACAGAUCAUCGCCUCUGCUCAUCCCGAUCCAAAGGAUGCCCCUGGCACGCCAAAAGUGACGCGAGUGUACACUGAAUUGUUUGAAUCGAAGCCGACGUCUCUCAGUUUUGUUUCUCAGGGCAAUCUACCCACGUCGCCGGAUGUGGAAACUAUGACAUUGAACUUGAUGGACUUUUGUCUACUGGAGGACAACUGGAAUCCUGCGCUGAGCCACAACAAACUUGCUGCGAGCUGCUUCUACUUUGCAUCGAAGAUUGUUGAAUCUGGCGGGGGGAUCAAGAUUACACCAGAAGACGUUGCAAGGGCCUUUGAGCAGGAAGCAGAGAUGAGUGCAAGUGCGUGGAUGAUGUGGAUGGCCAAGUCAGGAAGCGGAGCAAGUCAACAGUAUGGCCCAGCGCAGAAUGACGAUGCAGAGCUGAGGGAGAGAGCGAAAGUGGCUUGUCAAGUCUCCGCAGAUGAUGUUGAGACGGGAUCAGCAAUCCUUUUGGACAUGAGAGAUAGACUUGGAGAAUCAGUGGGAGAAUAUCGAGAUGCACUGAUGGGUCUGUCUCUUUCGAAGACAGCAGAGCAUGAGCAAGAGCCGGAGACAAGCGUAGCUGUGUCGGGCGAAGCUGUCAAGACAAGUGAGCAAGAUCUCGUGGAUGAUUCACUGUUCAAUCAAAUAUCUUGGGAGAGCAAAGACGACCAGGAAGCUAGUGAGUUGCUCGAAGCAGGAAUGAAAGGGCCGGAAUUGGUCGAGCUUGAUGACUUCGAAGCUUCGGUUGAAGACUUUGCUUCGUAG